Molecule: messenger RNA, 981 nt
Organism: Aspergillus vadensis CBS 113365
Lineage: Eukaryota; Fungi; Ascomycota; Eurotiomycetes; Eurotiales; Aspergillaceae
Exons: 2
Coding region: 183-851 (222 amino acids)
Cellular component (GO): mitochondrion
Source: RefSeq, a predicted model, not a curated record
GACGGUGACUGUUAUUUGCGACCGUCAUUUCUGUGCCACACAUGUUGAACACGGAUGUCCGAAGUGGCAGGACGGGGAACUCUACGAUCUAGCUGCCCAGGAAGCUGAGAGGGGCGAGAUAACCAGGCUACUAGAAUCUCUGAACUUAUCUGCACUUCUCGAGAAAGCAAGCUAUUUACGAAAUGGUAUUGCCUGCUCAGCCGCUUGUGUAUGACAGAUCGGCACGUUCAUCGGUGAUGGGCGGCAUGAAUUACCACAUAGAAAUUCUGUUUGCUGAUGGAGUUCGGUGGCUGGCUCGUAUUCGAAGAUUUAACGCUACUUCACCACCGCCCGACCUACGUGACUAUAUCAUGCGCAGCGAGGUUGCGACUCUCCAAUUCCUUGGCAAAAGCAAAAUACCUGUUCCGAAGGUGUUCGACUACGCGCUGGAAGGCCAGACUCCCGUCGGCGUUGGAUAUAUACUCAUGGAAAAACUCCCGGGAAAGUCAUUACGCUGGUCCCUCGCGUCCCAGGAGCAAAGGAAGAAAGUUAUGACCCAGCUAGCAGAUGUAUGUCUUGAGUUCGAACGUUUUGCGUUCAACAAUAUGGGAUCUAUGGAUGAACCAGGAAGUGACCACAUUGCUCCGUUUGCCCAGAAAUCAUUGACUGAAUAUGUCAACUCGCAGAUGGCUCUCCUCGAGCCAUACAAGGACCCGAGAAUGUACCUCCAAUCGAGCAUUGAGCUCAUAAUGAGAUUGAUCCUGAGAAGGGAAAGCUAUGCAGGACGCGAGAUAGAUGCAUUCCUAGUUCACGAGUUUCUCCUUGAUUGCAUCCCAAGAAUCAUAGAACACCACACUUAUGACGACGGAUGAUUCUAUCUACGGCACGCUGAUGACAAAGGUGACCAUAUUCUCGUUGAUGGUGAUUACAAUAUCACGGGAAUCGUUGAUUGGGAAUGGGCUCAUACGGACUCAAAAGCUGAAGCCUUUAAAUCGCCCGUCA